AUGGUACGUUGGUAUAUCUUUACGAUAAUUUGUGAAUUUGCUCUGCUGUUAUUCGCUUCUCUGCAUAUAGCAUCAAGCAGCAGUAAUCAAUGGUACAACGCUAUAGAAUUUUGGAGUAACGUCGUUUGCUCUAUGAAAGAUAUUAAAACCGUGAAUUUUCACGGUGUACUUGAGAGUAGUAGUAUUAGUAGGAGGAGUGCUAUUUUUCUCGAACGAUAUUUUCAGGCUUUUAUAUACGAUAUCACGCACAAGUGUGAGACAACGAUUUUAUCGAGGAUUUAUACGCCUCCUGAUUCAGAAAAUCUUUUCGUAAAUAACGACAUAGCUUACAGAGUUGUAAAACGGCCAUCGAUCUGGAAGAUUAUAUCCGGCGACGCGCUUCCUUCUCGAGUAAUGCUGUUGAAUAAUGUAACUAAAAAGAUACGAAGCGACAAAACCUUUGACAGAACAUGGAACAUGCACGUAAUUCUUACGAGAGAUGUGCACUUCUUCGAUCAAAUUUCAAAGGAUAGUACGACAUUCGAAUGGAAUUCGCAUGAUCGAUUCAUCGUGCUGUUCGCUCGUUUUUCAGAAGAACAUGGAUUGUCAAACGAAUUGAACUCGAAAAUCGACGAUAUCUUGAAGACAUUGUGGUUCAAACAUAAGGUGCAUAAGGUUUUUGUCUCCGAGGCGAUAUUCAUAAACGACAUCGUUCGAAUUGAUCGAACUGUUCGCACUUACAAUCCAUUUACUAAAGUCAACAACUCUGUGUGGGGUCGAGUCGAAAUUAUAAAUGUAGUAACAGCGGAAGAAGCGUCAAAAAUGCUGUUACAUUUAACAUACCGCCGCACGAAAAAUAUGAAUGAAUAUGUAUUAAAAGUUGGUUACUUUAAGCCAAAAGAAAAAUCAAUCACAGAACCGAUAAAAAAUCAGUCGAUUGCACGUUACAGUUACGCCGAAAUCUUCAAAGAAUUUGAUAAGAAAAUGUUAAAUACAAUUGCUCAAGACAUGAAUUUUCAAAUAAAAUACGUAUAUCCGACGGAUAAUCAAUGGUUUGGUUCUCAAUUGUUUAAUGGAACGUACGUCGGUGCUAUAGGCGACAUAGUGUACGGUAGAACGGACAUCUGCUUCAUAUCUUUCUUCGUAAAGAAAUACAGUAUAAGUCCCAAGGAAGAUGUAGACUUUAGUACAUACGUGGACUUUGACAGAAUAUGCAUAGUUGUCCCUAAAGCAACCAAGAUACCUAAAGGAAUUCGAAUAUAUCACUUUUUUCCAUUGUCGAUUUGGAUCUGUUUAAUGUUGACGCACAUUUUCACGUAUUUAAUAUGGUAUUUUCUGCAAGUCUUUACUCCAAAAAGGACGAGAAAGAGAAGUUUACGUGCAACGAUCUAUCGAUCGUUUCUAUUCAAUUUAGGUUGUCCCCAAAAAUUGCCAAAUACAAACGCGGAAAGGAUAUUACUGUCAGGCGUUUUUCUUGUUAACGUCACUUUAGUUGGAAUCUUCAACGGUAUUUUGUAUAACAGUUUCGCGUAUGACAUGUAUUAUCCAGACAUCAACAGUCUUCACGAUCUUGACGUUUCGGGAUUGCCGAUAUCCUUUUCUUCCGCUAGCCUGGUCGAUCUCUUUAACAACGAUGAUAAUAACGUCGAGUCGGCACUGCGAAAUUUGCGAAAGAAAAUACAAUUCAAUGAAAAUGGUAUAAUCAGCACGGCUCAUUAUCGUAACACCUCGGCAUUUGCUAGAGAAAGAUAUUUUCCCGUUAUCAGCGAGGAAUUGGCUGAUGCGGAUGGUGGGCCAUUACUUCAUCUUGUCAAGGAAUGUCCCGGUAAAUUCUACUUGUCGUAUUUGCUGCCCAAGAAUUCAAUUUUCAACGAAAAGGUAAACACAUUGAUCGACCACUUGAAUCAAGCUGGUUUACCGUCGUUAUGGUAUCGAUACAUUGUUAACGCCUUCGACAUUCGCAAAAAGUUACUGUCCAAAGAAAUAUUAGUUCGAAACAAAAAGAAAAUGGGCUUCGUGCCAUUUACUUUAGCUGAUAUGCAGUCAUCUUUCUACAUGCUACUGAUAGGAUUAUUACUAUCCACAAUAGUAUUUUUUCAUGAGAAGCGCUGGUUAAAAGUACCAUUGUUGCAUAUUGAAAAACCAAACUAUAAAUCUACACGCAUUAAUCAUUGA
Messenger RNA from Acromyrmex echinatior (Panamanian leafcutter ant), 2154 nucleotides. RefSeq lists its product as uncharacterized. NCBI's taxonomy places the organism in Eukaryota, Metazoa, Arthropoda, Insecta, Hymenoptera, Formicidae. The record is from RefSeq and is a predicted model, not a curated record.